AUGGAUGGGUCAUGGCCCAGUCCCCCGCAGUUCAGCUGCCAGUCGGACCAGAAGAAGCCUGGCCUCCCCGGGGACCUCCCCCGGCCCCCUGACCGCAACUACCGGAGGGGCGGUGGUGGGGGGCGGGUCCGUGCAGGGCAGGGCAGGAGCACACAAGGAAGUGUUUCCGGGACAGAGGGCGGGCAAGAUGGCGGCGCCCAUGGAGCUGUUCUGCUGGUCAGGGGGUUGGGGGCUGCCGUCAGUGGACCUGGACAGCCUUGCCGUGCUGACCUAUGCCAGAUUUACUGGUGCACCACUGAAGGUACACAAGAUCAGCAACCCCUGGCGGAGCCCUUCAGGUACCCAGUGUCCCUUGGGGGAACUCUGCCUGCCCUUCGGACCAGUCAUGGAGAGGUCAUCUCAGUUCCACACAAGAUCAUCACCCACCUUCGAAAAGAGAAGUACAAUGCUGAUUAUGAUCUGUCAGCUCGGCAAGGGGCAGACACCCUGGCCUUCAUGUCUCUCCUGGAGAAGUUGCUCCCGGUGCUGGUACAUACUUUCUGGAUAGACACCAAGAACUAUGUGGAAGUGACCCGGAAGUGGUAUGCAGAGGCUAUGCCCUUUCCCCUCAACUUCUUCCUGCCUGGCCGCAUGCAGCGGCAGUACAUGGAACGGCUAGAGCUGCUGAGUGGGGAGCACAUGCCUGAGGACGAGGAAGAGCUGGAGAAGGAGCUGUACCGAGAGGCUCGGGAGUGUCUGACCCUGCUCUCUCAGUGCCUGGGUUCUCAGAUCUUCUUUGGAGAUGCGUGA
Molecule: messenger RNA, 789 nt
Organism: Mandrillus leucophaeus (drill)
Lineage: Eukaryota; Metazoa; Chordata; Mammalia; Primates; Cercopithecidae
Product: metaxin-1-like
Biological process (GO): mitochondrion organization
Cellular component (GO): SAM complex
Source: RefSeq, a predicted model, not a curated record